GGAAAGCAGAGGAAGACAGCCCAAAACCUUGGGACCCUGCACCCGCGUGGAAGAUCCAGAAGAGGCUUGUGGCUCCUGGUUUCAGAUCAUCUUGGACGUGGUGGUUGCAGCUGCUUAUGGAGUGAACUAGCAAACUUAAGAUCUUUCUCUCUGUAUCUCCUUCUCUCUGAUCAUGGCAGAUCACCUUGACCUUCUCAUAGGAGUGGUGCUCAUGGUGAGUGCUGUGUUUGGAAUUGUUCCCUGCUCCUUUGACGGGCAGGUGGCUUUCUAUCGUUUCUGCAACCUCACCCAGGUCCCGCAGGUCCUCAACAGCACAGAGAGUCUUCUGCUAAACUUCAACUAUAUCAGGACAGUCACCACCUCGUCCUUCCCCCUCCUGGAGCAGUUGCAGCUGCUAGAGCUUGGGACCCAGUACACGCCCUUGACCAUUGCCAAAGAUGCCUUCAGGAACCUGCCCAACCUUAAGAUCUUGGACUUGGGCCAAAAUCAGUUCAGCGUCUUGCAUCCAGAUGCCUUCCAGGGGCUCCCCCAUCUGAUUGAACUUCGGUUAUUUGGCUGUGGUCUCUCUGAUAUUGUAUUAAAAGAUGGUUAUUUCCGAAAUUUAAAUUCCUUGUCUCGCUUGGACCUAUCCAUCAAUCAGAUUCAAAGUCUUUCCCUUCAUGCUUCAUUUGCAGACUUGAAUUCCUUAAAGUCGGUAGACGUCUCCCUCAAUCAAAUAUUAGUUGUGUGUGAGAGUGAGCUCCAGCCCCUCCAGGGGAAAGAGUUCUCUUUCUUCAGUCUGGCAAACAAUAACCUGUACAGCAGAGUGCCCGUGGCCUGGGAGACAUGUCGGAAUCCAUUCAGAGACAUGGUGCUGGAGACCUUGGACGUUUCGGGCAAUGGCUGGACUGCAGACAUCACUGGAAACUUCAGCCAGGCCAUCAGCGGGAGCCAGACUUCCUCUCUGAUUCUCGCCUACCACAAUAUGGGUGCUGGAUUUGGCUUCAACAACAUCAGAGACCCUAGCCAGAGCACAUUUGCUGGCCUGGCCAGAAGCUCAGUGUUGAGUUUGGAUCUGUCGCACGGAUUUAUCUUCUCCCUGAACCGCAGACUCUUUGAGGCUCUUACAGCUUUGAAGGUUUUGAACCUCGCCCACAACAAGAUAAAUAAGAUUGCAAGUGAGGCCUUCUAUGGACUUAACAAACUCCAGAUUCUCAACAUGUCGCAUAACCUUCUGGGGGAGCUCUAUAGUGCUGACUUUGACGGCCUGCCUGAGCUCACCUACAUCGAUCUCCAAAAGAAUCACAUCGGCAUCAUCCAGACCCGAACAUUCCAAUCCCUGGAAAAACUGAGUAUGUUGGAUCUCCGGGACAAUGCGCUUACGACCAUCUCUUCUCUUCCAAGCAUUCCUACCCUCCUUUUGGCGAACAACAAACUAGCGUCCUUGUCAGACACCCACCUUACAGCCAAAUUCCUCCAGUUAACAGAGAACAGAUUAGAAAACCUGGAUGAGCUCUACUUCCUCCUCCAGAUACCCCAACUCCAGAUUCUCAUCUUGAAUGAAAAUCGCCUUUCUUCCUGUACGCAAAGUCACCCAUUGACAGAGAAUCUCAGCUUAGAACAACUUUUCCUUACCGGAAAUAUGUUGCAGCUGGCCUGGGAAUCCGGGUGUGGCUGGGAUCUUUUCCAAGGGCUUUCUCACCUACAAAUUCUGUAUCUGGAUGAUAACUAUCUGAAUUUCCUUCCACCUGGACUGUUUAGCAACCUGACUGCCUUGAAGAUCCUUAACCUCAGCUCCAACAGGCUGACAGCUCUUGCCCCCGGCAGCUUCCCUGCCAGUUUAGAGAGUUUGGAUGUGUCCAGAAACCAGCUGCUCUCUCCUGAUCCUGAUUUAUUUGCCUCACUUCGCAUCUUGGACAUUACCCAUAACAAGUUCAUCUGUGUGUGUGAACUUAGCAAGUUUAUCAGUUGGCUUAAUCAAACCAAUGUCUCUGUAUUUGGAUCUCCUGCAGACCUCUACUGCAUGUACCCCGACUCGCUCUUGGGAGCUUCGCUCUACUCUAUCUCCACUGAGGGUUGUGAUGAAGAGAAAAUCCUAACGUUGCUCAAGUUCUCCCUCUUCGUUGUGUUUACUGUCACUUUGACUCUGUUCCUCUUGACCACUCUCAUGGUCACAAAAUUCCGCGGCUUUUGUUUCCUCUGUUAUAAGACAGCCCAAAGGCUGGUGUUUGGGGACCACUCCCAGGGAACAGAGCUCCAUGAAUACAAAUAUGACGCCUACCUGUGCUUCAGCAGCAAAGACUUCGAGUGGGUGCAGACGGCUCUGCUCAAACAUCUGGACAGACAAUACAGUGACCAAAACAGAUUCAACCUCUGCAUUGAACAAAGAGACUUUGUCCCGGGAGAAAACCACAUCACCAACAUCCAGGCUGCUGUCUGGAGCAGUAGGAAGAUAGUCUGUCUGGUGAGCAGACACUUCCUUCGGGACGGAUGGUGCCUGGAAGCCUUCAGUUAUGCCCAGAGCAGGUGUUUGUCUGAUGUCAGCAGCACCCUCAUCAUGGUGGUAGUCGGGACUCUGAGUCAAUAUCAGCUGAUGAAGCAUCAAUACCUCCGAGGCUUCGUGCAGAAGCAGCUGUACUUGAGGUGGCCUGAGGAUCUCCAAGAUGUCCACUGGUUCCUCAAUAGACUGUCUCAAUGCAUAGUGAAGAAGGAGAGACCAAAGAAGAGAGGUGAAAGCAUUAUGCUGCAAACUGUGGCCACCAUCUCCUAGUCCAAGCAGCAGUUUGCAAUUGAUCUGAAGCCACAAAUAGCCCUUCAUGAAGUCUGUCUCCUACUGUGACAACAGCAUAAAUCUCUGGAUAUUCAUGUCAUGUGUCACUGACCUCCAAGAGGAAAAGAAGAGAUCUAGGAAAAUCAGUACUGCCCCCUUGAGGUUCUCUUUGCCGCUGAUUCCUUUCAGCCCCAAUGGUACUGUUCUCUCCUGAGGCGUUAGCUGCAGUGAGCACCCUCACCAGCAGAAGAGCACCGUGGGAGAAGUCAUGGAUGAUGUGUGGUACGCCUGCUCUAGCAUUCAGCCAAGAAAGGGCUGAUCUAUUACUCCAGGUUUUUAUGUUUUGCAAAAACAAGGCUACAUAGAAAGCAAAAGAAAAAGCAGGUGCAGGCUUC
Molecule: messenger RNA, 3144 nt
Organism: Ochotona princeps (American pika)
Lineage: Eukaryota; Metazoa; Chordata; Mammalia; Lagomorpha; Ochotonidae
Gene: TLR5
Product: toll like receptor 5
Exons: 2
Coding region: 173-2749 (858 amino acids)
Biological process (GO): inflammatory response; immune response; toll-like receptor signaling pathway
Cellular component (GO): membrane
Molecular function (GO): transmembrane signaling receptor activity; protein binding
Source: RefSeq, a predicted model, not a curated record